AAUCACCGCAAUCGAGCAAUCGUCGCCGCGGCUGCCGACCUCAAUUGCAACCGGUUGUUUCCGGCGGUAAAAGGAAUCGACCGGCGCCACCCCCGCCACCACAACCGAUAUCCUACAGGGUCAAUGCCAAGGAUGGAAUCGACAGGUACUUCGACUGGCCGAACAAAGAGAACACGCCCGGAAAUGCCGUGAAUCGUUGUAAGGACGACCACCAAACGAACCAAAUCCAAGUAAACGAGGAAGCGAUAAUGGGCUCGAACUUAAGCAGACAUAACGGAAAGGGCCUUACUGGCCGGCGCACUCAAUCUUCCGGAAACUUGUGCGAGCCCAAGGGGAAACUCAACAGUAUGGGGAAGAUACUAGUACCCUGUUCUAGCGCGCAGAAAGAAAGGUAUAAAUUUUGCGGUUCUCUACCAAACCACUUGGACGAUAAAGAUGCGCUGGAUGACGAUCGAGGAGAUAAUAAUAACAUCUCGUCCGAAAAUGUUGGCGGAAAUUUCGGCGGCACAUUACCACACAAGAAACGCUCGUUAGGAGUGCACUUCUCGGACAGCGGACCGACCGGCACUUUGGAUCUCGUUAAACAUCGAUCGCAGGACUCUUUGGACGAGAACGAUCCUUGGAGGUAUCAACAGAGUGACCUCGACCUCGUGCGAACCCGUCAUGGUAACUUUGACUCGGUCAAGAGAAAUCGCAGCGCCGACACUGUGCUAGUCGAUUCCGGCAGAAGAUACGGAGGUCGCGGCAUGUCCUCGGAGGACAGAUACCACCGGAAUUCGGACCUCGACCUAGUCGGCACGCUGCCGAAACGCAAGCAGGACGCUAGAAACAGCAGCGGUAGGAGUCUGCAAUCGAACUCGUCGUCCUCGCAGCCGUGCAUAAUGAACGCCACCACCGACGUCAACGACGAGCUGUUGAUGAAGAUGGUGCAUAAGCCCGAUUGUGAACUGCUCAAGCAUCGUCAGCAUCUCAGCAAGUGCGUCGAUUUAAAACUGAGCAAACUAAGCGGUGAGCCGCAGGAUCAGGGAUACGCGUCCGAGCGUUCGCCAGAGGACGAGCAUCCGCCGUCGUUGCCAGGCCAACCGUUUCCAAAUGUGACACUUGAGAGUACAUUCCAAGUGACGCUACAGAAAAGCAGUCGCGGUCUUGGCUUGAGCGUUUCCGGUGGCGGCACCGCGGGGCCCAUCAGGGUGAAAAGGCUCUUUCCUCAACAACCUGCCGCCCUUUCCAACAAACUUCAAACCGGCGAUAUACUACUGGCUGCCAACGGGAGGCCGCUGACUGGUCUCACCAAUUACGAGGCUCUCGAAGUUCUGCGUAUGACGCCUAGCACGGUGGAGCUAGUGGUAUGUCGACUUCCAGGAGAUAGUAAUGUCACGCCACCCGGUGCACCACCGCCACCCCCGGCAAGGAGAGAACCGCCGCCACCGUUACGUUUACUCAAUCCCCUGCCGCCCCUACAAAUCGAACCCUGCGGCGAGUUUGAUAUCGAAAUGACAAAGGUCGGCGGCAGUCUUGGUUUCACUCUAAGAAAGGCAGACAGUAGUGCCCUGGGUCAUUAUGUGCGUGCACUAGUCCGAGAACCAGCGUUGAGCGACGGCAGAAUCCGACCGGGUGAUAAGAUUGUCGCGGUUGACGGUGCACCGCUGUCACCGAUGAGUCACGAGGAAGCGGUCCAGCUGCUGCGACAAUGCGGACCGACGGUAAAGCUGCGACUGUAUCGCGAUCUGGCGCAAACCCCGGUAUCGGCGCUCUCGCCUACUGAACCUGAUCACCCUCUCCGUCCACCACGAACAAGCUUGAGACAAGAAGCUGUGGAUAUGUUAUGUGACUUAGCAGUCCGGAAACUGUCACCUGGUGCAUCGAGUGGAUCUAGUAUCUGCAAGCAACAAUCACCUGGUGCGUCGUGUAAUUCGCCUCGAAGACUACGUCGACUUGCCACACGUACUCCCACUGCCGAAACCGAUCGAGAAAUUCCCGAGAGCAAAUUGCACGACGUGCAAACGACGUCGUCGACGGCCAGCCAGGCGGAGACCACAUCAGACUCGGACCAGUGCUCCGUCAGGACGCAAAUCACCAAUUCCCAGGCGAACACACCUGCGACCGACAUAAUCGAUCCGCCACCACUCUACGACGUCUGCGAUGUCGACGACGAGUCGAAGACAAUGUCGAACAAUGCAGCAGCCAGGCCUCGCUUUCUCGAUUUAUCAGCGCCGCAAGGUAAACCGCAUUUCCAGUUUUGCAGCAUUGAUUCAGACGGCGAAUAUCCAGGGGACGGCGACGUGAUCCUGGCUGAGGCUGAGCACGGCCGGUUGGCUGAACCGAGCUACAACAAUGACAGAAGCGUGACAGUGCUGUCAAGCGACGAGCAUGACAACGAUCUGCCAUCCGAGCCGGCUUCAAUGCCACCGGUUCUUUCGUCCACCAGUAGCACCAGCACUGGUGCCUUCAGCUACAAGAAUCCGGCUUACCAGAGCGCCAAUCCAGCCUGCGGCAGCGCCGGCAGUGAUCCGGCUGGAACCAAGAACAAGACUACACACUCGAGUGAUCAGGACAUUCCAGGAAAGAUCUUGGGAACGGACGAUCCAGGCGGUAGCAAGGGACUAUUGAAGUGGAAAGGCGUGAUGUUUGCUCCAAACGACGAGGUAGAUCAAGACACCGAACACGAUAGGGAAGAAACUGGGAGAGACACCACGGAUUCGGUCGCUCCCACCGAAGACGUUCAACAAGGCAGUGAGGUGUUCAUGGUGGAGUUGACGCGUGGGUGGAACAGCCGACUGGGCUUUAGUUUGCAGGCGGAAGGAAAUCGUACAGUGAUAUCGGUCGUACAUCGCGAUAGUGUUGCUGCCAAAGAUGGCAGACUUAAACAAGGCGACGUGUUACUGAUGGUUAACGAGGAGAGUGUUGAACAUAUGUCAACAGCUGAUAUAAUAGAUCUAUUGCGCAAAAUACGCGGCUCAAUAGGCAUCACGGUGAUGAGGAAAUCCAAACAGAGUAAUGUAACGUGACACUAGUCC
Messenger RNA from Cyphomyrmex costatus, 3017 nucleotides. Its product is annotated as tyrosine-protein phosphatase non-receptor type 13. The transcript is spliced from 11 exons. The coding region runs from base 249 to 3008 and encodes 919 amino acids. NCBI's taxonomy places the organism in Eukaryota, Metazoa, Arthropoda, Insecta, Hymenoptera, Formicidae. The record is from RefSeq and is a predicted model, not a curated record. Gene Ontology annotation, molecular function: protein binding.